AUGAACAGUAAUGAUUCACUAGUUUCUGAAUUUAUUAUCUUGGGCUUGUCUACUGAUAAAGAACUUGAAACUUUCCUUUUUAUUCUGUUUUUGAUUAUUUAUAUAGUGGCCUUGACUGGUAAUGUAACCAUCCUCAUUCUGUCCAUCACAGAUCCUGGUCUUAAAACACCUAUGUAUUUCUUUUUGGGACUGUUGUCAUUUCUUGACAUCUGGUGUACUUCAGCUACAUUACCUAAGAUGCUCUCUAGCUAUGUGACACAGUCUAAGGUGAUUUCAUAUUAUGGGUGUGUAGCCCAGUUGUUCUUCUUCACAUGGCCAAUGGGUGUUGAGCUUUUACUCCUUACAGUUAUGGCAUAUGACCGAUUUGUUGCAAUUAGAAAUCCACUUCGUUAUGCAUCAAUAAUAAAUCGUAGAGUCUGUGUGAACAUAGCAAUUAUUAUCUCUAUUAUUGGCUCUCUUAAUUCAGUGACACACACAUAUUGUACCUUUAGGCUUCCCUAUUGUAAUGACAAUAAGAUAAAUCACUUCUUCUGUGAGAUAAUGCCAUUGCUGAAACUGGCAUGUGCAGACACCUACAUCAAUGAGAUUGUGGUCUUUACAGCUGAUUUUAUCCUCGGUAUUUGCUGUUUCUUACUCACUUGUGUUUCAUAUGCAUUUAUUUUCAACACUAUACUUAAGAUACGUACUGCUGAAGGCAAGCGUAAAGCCUUUUCCACCUGUGCUUCCCACAUUGUAAUUGUAUCUCUGUAUUAUGGAGCUGUCAUAUUUACUUACAUCAGACCCAGGUCCAGCCUGUCUUUGGAAAAAGAUAAAAUAGUAUCUGCUCUAUAUGCUGUAAUUACGCCUACACUGAACCCUAUAAUUUAUAGCCUGCGGAAUAAAGAAGUAAAGGAGGCAUUCCUAAGAGUGUUUAAAAGACUAGUACCACAUAGGUUCCAGAAAAAUGCACCACCUCGGUUAAGACUUUUUUAACUAUCUAAAAUUUGGGUUUAUUUAUGUUAUGAAAAAUGUGCCCUUUAUUGCAUGUUGCCAUUUUACAACAUUUUCAAAAGAAUUAAACAUAAUAACAGUUUUAAGUUGAUUAUUUUAGUAGUUAAUCACUUCCCGUCCAGCCUAUAGACAAAUGGUGGCUGAGCAAAAGCACUACAUUUCGGGUACCCUGGAAUUACUGUGACCAAUCACAGCAAAUCAUGUGACAGUUGCA
Molecule: messenger RNA, 1204 nt
Organism: Rana temporaria (common frog)
Lineage: Eukaryota; Metazoa; Chordata; Amphibia; Anura; Ranidae
Product: olfactory receptor 13G1-like
Exons: 1
Coding region: 1-972 (323 amino acids)
Biological process (GO): G protein-coupled receptor signaling pathway
Cellular component (GO): membrane
Molecular function (GO): olfactory receptor activity; G protein-coupled receptor activity
Source: RefSeq, a predicted model, not a curated record